CAUGAACAACACUUCGUCAGAAUCGUCCUUGUUGCCUAUAAAGAUCAGUUAUCGCUCCACUCAAUAUCGCCUUUUCGUAGAAAAAUCUUGUAAAGUAUUGGAGUUGAAAAGAAAGAUAAGAGAACUAGUGGAUAUACAAGUACCUAUUUUAACUCUGUUGGUUGCUGGAAAGAAGCUUCAAGACGACCAACAACAACUUGUUUCAUUCUUCAACCAACAGAAAGGAGAGUUGCACAUACUGGUUUUAGCAAGUUCCUCAGAAGCUGUGCAACAAAUACAACAAUCUAAAAGUGACCCUUUGAUGAGACCUUUGGAGCAACAAAAGUCUAUAAAUAGGCUUCCAUCAAGAAGGAGAGACUCUAAACGUAUGUUUUGUGAAGUAGUUUCAUUGGAAGGUUUUUUAGAUAAACAAAGAGCACAGGAAAUACUUGAACGCUUAGCCAGUGAGCGCGGUGUAUUAACGGUGGUGGAGAAAUACAACUUGUCAAUUACUCGUAUCAAAGAGAUGUAUCCUUGUGGAAAAGUAGGAAUAGACCCUAUAUGUGUUUUAGGGUUGAACAAAGGAAACGAAAUACAACUUAGACUUCGAACGGACGAUUUGCAAGGUUUCCGAAGUUAUGAUAGAAUUCUAAAAGUACUGUUCCACGAGUUGGCACACUGUAGAUAUGGAAAACAUAAUAGAGAGUUCUAUGCCUUUAUGAACCAGCUUGAAAAAGAAGCGGAAGCAGCAGACUGGACAAAACAUGGUGGAAGAAGAUUACUGGACAGUGUGGCUAGUGAAGUGCAGCAAGUAACAACAGAAGAGUCCUCUCGAGGAUUAUUGGGUUAUAAUGGAGCUUUGGGUGGGAAACCGAGAAGGAAAAGUCCUCGUGAAGCUGCAGCAGAAGCAGCAAAACUGCGGAUGAAUAAAGCAAGUCAGUGUAUGGAAAGAAAGAAGAAUGAUGAUUCAGUUGAAGAUGACGAAACUUUAUCUGACAACAAUAUCUGAAAAUAACAUGUAUAAUAGGUUCAUAUUCUUCCAAAGAUAGGAAAGAAGGAAAGUUUGAUGUUUGGAAAUAGUUGUAUAACAUGUUGUUGGUAAAGAGUGAAUAUGAAUUGUUGAGUUUUCCUAUUUUUAUACGAAAGCCUUGCAAUAACAUAAAUUCAAAUGAUUUCUUAUAGUUGGAAAACCAAAACCACAACUUUCCAUUCUUAGAUCGAGAAUGGAUUUGUUGUGAACGAGUGGGUUGGUUUAUCACGUUUCCAUUUGAGAGUUGUGUAAACGGUUAGUUUGUAUUCGCUAUGACGGGUUUAUUAAGACCCAAUAUCUUGCGACCAAAACUAUAGAUUUCUGAAUAAUAUAUGUCGGUUUGCUAGG
Messenger RNA from Galdieria sulphuraria, 1357 nucleotides. RefSeq lists its product as hypothetical. The transcript has a single exon. The coding region runs from base 2 to 988 and encodes 328 amino acids. The record is from RefSeq and is a predicted model, not a curated record. Lineage: Eukaryota; Rhodophyta; Bangiophyceae; Galdieriales; Galdieriaceae. Gene Ontology annotation, molecular function: protein binding; proteasome binding.